AUGGAUCUUUCUCCUGACUCUCUAAUGCAAUGCUUGGCUGCAAUGCCUAAGCCUUCUCCGGCGUUGUCCAUCUGCGGCAGAGGUUGGCUGGCCCUCAUAAGGCCGCCGCAGCUUUUGUUGAGGCUCCGGAAAUGCGCCGAUCUGGAUAGCCAAUUGCUUCGUGCCUUCUUCCAUGCUCUCUACGCAGAGCGCUCGAACAAAGAGCACGGUGGAACGGUAGAAGCAGUCAGCAAAAUGAAUCUCGAUCACAUCGUCGAUGGGGAGACUGACGCCGAUCUCGACACACACGAGGAAGACCCUGCAGAUACACUCCGCAAAGUGCUAGUCAGUUUGGACGACUUCGAAGCAAGAGAAAAAAUGGCCAUUGACCACGGAGGGAUACUUCAACGCCAGUACGAAGCCCUAGAAGCUGAACUUUCAGCCUCCGCGUCUGACAAUGUUGUUUCAGGCCCUCCACCGCUGGUAUGCAAAAGCUGUUCGAAAACCUUCUACACACCAGCCGUGGAUGGCCUGAGCCGUCUUCGCUUUAUUGGGUUGCUGAUCGCCGCAAAGGAAGAGGAACAAAUGUGCCAGCUGCAUGAAAUCCACCAGCACAACUUCGAAAGAGAUGGGCUGCAUCUUCCAAGGCUUCCUGGUCUCCUUCGUGAAGGGAUGAUAGUUGGACGCGUUAACGAUCUGCUAGCGCUCACUCCUCAUUGCACCUAUGCGCACAUGUUUGCAUAA
Eimeria mitis is the source of this 723-nucleotide messenger RNA. RefSeq lists its product as uncharacterized. Lineage: Eukaryota; Apicomplexa; Conoidasida; Eucoccidiorida; Eimeriidae. The record is from RefSeq and is a predicted model, not a curated record. Bases 1 to 723 code for a protein of 240 amino acids. The transcript has a single exon.